UUAGCUUCAUCAUCUCCCCCCCAAUCAUUCACUCUUUGAUUUCUCUCAUCAACGAACCUCCGCCGCCGCCGCCGCCAACAGCAAUGUCGUCGUCUGAACAGCCAGAAACGCCUUCCAACCCAGCAACCUCUGUAAACAGAACCCUAACCGCCGUUUUCCCUUUCAUUCUAGGUUUCACCUCCACCACCCAUCAACCGUCGGACAACCGACAGAACAACAGACCAUUACCAGAUCUUCCUGAAGGUUUUGUUAUUUUAAAUCCUCUGGUAACGAUUCCAUACUUAAAUUUAGAAACCCUGUUUUCUCAAAUGAUGUUGCCUAAAAGCGGCCCAUUACCAGCAUCGAAAGCGUCGAUUGACGCGAUGCCUGUUGUUGAAGUGACGGAGGAGAGUUUAGAAGAAUGUCCGAUUUGUUUGUCUGAAUAUGAAAUUGGCGGCGAAUUGAAGGAGAUGCCUUGUAAGCAUCGGUUCCAUAUGGGUUGUAUUGAGAAGUGGUUGGGUAUGAAUGGGUCGUGUCCGGUUUGUAGGUAUAGUAUGCCGGUCGAAACGAAGGAGGAGGAAGAAAGAGGGAGGACCGUUGGAGAGUUAAGUGUUACGUUCCAGUUUGAGUUUGCCGGCGGUCGGACAAGGAAUAAUAAUAAUAAUAAUCAGGAUUCCGAUCUAAGAGGAAGCGGCGAAAAUCCAACUCCUCCUUCUACGGAAGAGGCUGAUUGCAAUUCAUGAUUUGUUAUUUUGUAGAUUAGUUAUAUACUUUCAGAGUUUAAUUAUAUAUCAAGAUUAAGAAUAUUUUCACCUUUUAAGUUUCA
Impatiens glandulifera is the source of this 805-nucleotide messenger RNA. RefSeq names its product E3 ubiquitin-protein ligase MPSR1-like. The transcript has a single exon. The record is from RefSeq and is a predicted model, not a curated record. Lineage: Eukaryota; Viridiplantae; Streptophyta; Magnoliopsida; Ericales; Balsaminaceae. Gene Ontology annotation, molecular function: ubiquitin protein ligase activity. Gene Ontology annotation, cellular component: cytoplasm. Bases 84 to 722 code for a protein of 212 amino acids. Gene Ontology annotation, biological process: protein ubiquitination.